GUCCAAUUUCCACGUACAAAAAAAUAAAAUGGAUUUGUAUCCGUUGUUUGAAAGUUCAACUUUGCCCAACUCCCCUUAUUUUUCGCAUCAAUCGCAGGCCAUAUACCACAAGGCAUCCUCGCGUUCAUCAACCAUACCUUGAUCCUCCUUGCAUCCUUCUUUCAUUCGAGAUCCCACGGCCUAAAAACUCCACUCUUCCUAUGGAUCUGAUCGAAGCAACGCUCAACAAGAAACGCUCAGCCCUCGAGGCCGCAACUGGAGGCACCAAAAAGAAAUACAUCCGUCGAGGCGAUCUCGAAAAGCAGCGGGAACAGCAAUACCUUGAAGAACAGGAGCGGGAACGGAAGGAGAAGGAGGAAAGGGAAAGAAAGCUUGUCGAGGAGAGGGAAACAAAGCGCAAGGCCGAUCUCACUGCCAAAUCUUCCUCUUCCACAUCCGCAUCCCCGCCUCCAUCCGCGGACUCCACCUCAUCAACCUCAACAACAACCACUCUCGAUGCAGCAGCAGCUGCUGCUGCUGCGACUGCCGAGGCAGCAGCAUCGGCCGCGACCUUCAACAUCCCGCCCGAAGAAGUCGUUCGUCGUCUACGAGCCCGUGGACAACCCAUCCGUCUGUUUGCCGAAACGGACCAACAGCGGAAAAUCCGUCUCCGUGCACUGGAAUUGGUUGAGGAUCGGUCCGAGGGUCAGAGAAACGAUUUCAUGAGGGCGCUCGAGAACGCAGAGACUGGAUUGCAUAUGGAGGCGCUUGGAAAGGAUGCGAAGGAUAAGAAACCAAAAGUCGAUCCUACUAAGGACCUGGACAUGAGUGAGAUUUCAACGGAAUUGCUACAAAAGGACCAGGACAAGUUAUAUGUCCUGAUCUACACUUACUUCAAGCGCUUACUUCGAGAAUGGGAGCGCGACCUCGACCAGCGCCCGGAUGAGGUCAAGCGAAGCACAGCAGGAAAGCUCGCCACUGCGACACAGGCCCAGAGUGCAGAUUAUCUUAAACCGUUCUUCCGAUUGCUACGACAAAAAUCGCUCGAACCCGAUGUCUUAGCGCGUAUUACAGAGAUUGCAGAGCUCAUGAUCAAGCGUGAAUAUAUGGCCGCCAGCGAUGCCUAUUUGAAGCUGUCCAUCGGAAACGCACCCUGGCCCAUCGGCGUCACCAUGGUUGGUAUUCACGAACGUUCAGGACGUGAAAAAAUUUUCUCGGCCCAGGUCGCACAUGUGCUGAACGACGAGACUUCUCGAAAGUGGAUCCAGAGCAUCAAGCGUAUCAUGACCUUUACCGAGAAAAAGUAUCCGCGUUAGUAGCCUUCUCCUUGUCAACGCUGUUUCUUCAACUGUUUUUCUCAGCAGGAUCACAUUAAUUAUAAACUAUUUGGCAAAAAAAUAAAAAUAAAAAAACGUGUC
Molecule: messenger RNA, 1397 nt
Organism: Gamsiella multidivaricata
Lineage: Eukaryota; Fungi; Mortierellomycota; Mortierellomycetes; Mortierellales; Mortierellaceae
Product: Prp18 domain-containing protein
Exons: 4
Coding region: 201-1295 (364 amino acids)
Biological process (GO): generation of catalytic spliceosome for second transesterification step; RNA splicing
Cellular component (GO): U2-type post-spliceosomal complex; U4/U6 x U5 tri-snRNP complex; U5 snRNP
Source: RefSeq, a predicted model, not a curated record